This is a messenger RNA of Linnemannia hyalina, 4503 nucleotides long. The record is from the annotation of a GenBank genome assembly. NCBI's taxonomy places the organism in Eukaryota, Fungi, Mortierellomycota, Mortierellomycetes, Mortierellales, Mortierellaceae.
AUGGCCAGUCCACUGGAGCAACAGCAACAGGAACAAAUCUCGCAACAAUGGAACCCGCCUUCAGGAACUGCCUUUGCCGAGGGAGGUCUACCUCUCUGGACAGCAGGCACCAUCAACAGUCGAUCUCUUCGGAAUCCGUUUGUCAAAUCGUUUGGGCUGAGACACAAGGCUACGAUGGAUUGGGGAAUGCGGUCUAGGGCACGGACGCGGAGGCAUUGGGACAAGUACUGGCACCAAGUCGAAACAGGAGAGAAAUAUGGCUUUGAUAAUCUCUACGAGACCGGAAACUCCGGCACAGGCGCAGGAAUUAGCGCUGGCGUAAGCACAGAUGUAGGCGCAGGAGGAUCAGGAGGGCCAGGAGGCGAUAAUAGUAAAGCGCCAGGGGAGGAGACAACAAUUUCCUCAUCUCCUCAUACGAAAUCAUAUACCAACGGAACAUCAUCGUCCUCUCUCAACUGCACACAAAAUUCAAAUCUGGAUGCCGAUAGCCGCUCCAAUAGCACAGACAAAUCUUAUCCAACAGCAGCAGCAACGAAGGAUAAUGGCCUUGCUAGGGCGGAGACAGAGCUGUCAUUAUCACCCGACAUGAUCGUCCCGCUUCCCGGCGACAACGAUGGACCUGGAUCCUUAUUCUUUUCACAGCUCCUCAACCACUACCAAAAAUCGCCUCCUUCACAUGAUCCAUCCACCUACUUCUCAUCGACUCGCACAGACCAUAACACUACCACCCAUAACACAACCGCAACAUUUCGGCAAUACUAUCAGAUUAACUGGGAGUUCUACAAACCAGGCGGUCCCAUCAUCCUUUGGUUACCAGGAGAAAGCCCGCUUCACUCCUUGUUCCUCCGACGAGGGCUUGCCUAUGAGUUGGCCAAUGCAACAACAGGGCUCUUGGUGGCACUGGAACAUCGGUUCUAUGGCAACUCUAUACCCAGAUUCCAGGACUCGCCCGCCUCUCAAAUGGAUGGCCCCCUUAUUUUCGAUGCUGUUAGGGAAAAACAGGAGCAAUCACCAUUAUCGACUCCUGCAGAUUUGAUGUCGGAUCCAGAGUAUCCUCCCCGACACAUGACAGCACCAGCACCACCUACGGAGGAUGAAGAAGAUGGAGAAGUUGAGCGUGCUGGUGGAGUCUGUAUGGAAGCAAGACCUUUGGUAUCCUCUACAUCACCCAAUUCUGGCCCUACAAAGCUCAAUCAUCAGAUCGGAGUCGACAAGGCGUCGAGGGCGAGGAUCAAGGGUAGCAAGCACAGACAAUUCAAGGGCGAGAAACAACAACAACACAACCCUCCUCCUCCUCCUCCUCACAAUCAGACCGACAACGUCCACGACGGCAACAGCGCAAACAACAACUCUACAAGUGAAGGAGAGAAGGAAGGUCUACCACUAGACCUGCUCAAAUUCCUCAAUGUCGACCAGUCCAUCGAGGAUAUCGCCCGCUUUAUGGACCUCUUUCCGACCUUGCAGCCUAAACUUUUCCCGACUGGUGAAGGCGAUCCUGUCACGGCGUCCGCUCCUCCCCCUAAUCUUCGCUGGAUCCUGGCAGGGUGUUCUUAUGGCGGCAACCUGGCAGCAUGGACUCGACAACGGUACCCGUCCAAGGUCUUUGCUGCUUUUGCGUCCUCGGCGCCUGUUCGGUCGGCAUUGGACUUUUUCGAGUACAGUACUUCGCAGAUUGAUAUUCUGGGAGACAAGUGCUCGACACAGUUGGGACUUGCGCGGGACUUUUUGGAUGGCGCGCUUCAGAUGACUGACGGGUUCAUGCAACAGAUGGCUGCUGUGGAUUUGGAGAUCAAACAGCAAACCGCAGCAGGAAUCGUCAGCCCAACAGACUCGACAAGGCAGGAGCAAGGACGGACGGUGGCAGCGACGGGCGACUUUGACAACUUUUCACCACCAACAGUAACGGCAACGGAUCCGAUGCCAGUCGUUGGCGACGAUGACAAAGCGCGUCGCCAGGCAGCCAAGUUGCGCGUCCUGUCGUGGUUCAGUCCCGAUUUCGCACGCGAGUAUGCAGCAGAAGGUGAGGAGUUCCAUGCUGCCGGAUGGGUUUGGUGGACGGUCGCCAGUGCAGUCCAAUACAACGCUGUCGUGACCCCGAUCACCGUUCAGCCCGCACAGACAGCUGUCGACAUUCUUUGUGGCGCCAUGGGUCUUGCCGAAGAUGAUGACCCCGCAGGAUCCGGUUCUUCAACCAACAACAACAGCAGUAAUAGCAGUACGCUGGGUCAAUUGAGGUCUUUGCAAUACACCAAGGCCCUUGCGUCAUGGUUCAAGGAUCAGCAGUAUUUCACACCAACUAAACAGGAGGACCUUCAACCCUCGGAUCUGGACUCGACGUCUGUUCAGAAUUUGGCGGGGAUGGCGUGGCUGUGGCAGACGUGUAGUGAGUUGGGUUACCUCCAGACUGCGCAUCCUUCGACGUGUUGCUGCCCUUCUCUCGCCGGAUCUUCUUCGCCUUUCCAGUUCCUCGAUAACUUUGAAGAUAUCAAAAUCGGCAAUAGCCCAACAACAGUCAUUGAGCAGGGUUCCAACGCGACAUGCCCCUUGAUCCCAGACAGCGUGGACAGCACUUUUUAUUCAUCGACCUUUUUUCCUCCUCCUGAAGGAUCAUCUUCAUAUCAACUAACGGCCGCGACUAACGAGUCGUCACUGCCAUCAUUCUCAGCAGGAUCAACGCCAGGAGGAUCAAUGCCAGCAGGAUCAACAUGUCUUCCCUGCAGAUGCUACGCUAACGAGGCACAGAGGAGCGAGAGUGUCUUCUCCCGAUUACUGACACUCGAAGGCGCCUGGCAGGAAUGUCAGUUCUAUUUCGGCUCUACUCAUCCACUCGCCCGUAAUCCCAUCACCAAAACCUCCUCCUCUCCUCCUACUACUUCCUCUUCUCCUUCCUCCUUAUCAUCAUCAUUCAAAGAGACCACAGUCGUGGAAGCACCCAAUUUGAACCCCGCAGGCGCAUUGGAGGAGGUCGAUGUCUCCGCCACUACUAUUACUACCAAUCGCCAGAGAGAGCAGUCGCCAAGAGGACGUGGACCUUCAGACGACACGCAACGGUGCGCCGGCGCUAAUCCAAGGACAGGAGCAACCCAGCUGAACGAGAAACGCGACGACGUCUUGUUAAUGGGCUACCCGGACGUCGAGACCAACGUCAACACCAAAUUUCACGGUUGGGAGAUUGCACAGGACCCAUGUUACCCUUCUGGGAGUUCUGGUCACGGCAUCGAGACUGGCGGCGAAUACACCGACAGCAACAACAAUAAUCCACUGUCGAACGAAAUCCACUCUGGCUCGUCUUCAACCACCACCUCGACACCAGCAUCAGGAAGGACAGUCACGUCCGCUCAAGAUCCUGUAGCUGCUGAUGCUGCUGCCUCAACCCUUCGUCGGCCAAAGAUCGCUGAGAAAGGAAUUGUCGAACAGAAAUGUGGGAAGGAAACAGGGGAUGGAUCUCCUCGGAUAGCAUCGGAAUUGGACGACUGGUUGAUUGAUCAUCCCGGUGGGCGGUAUUACUUUACUAAUGGCGAGAAGGAUCCAUGGAAGGAGCUUACCCUAGCCAGCUCGAAGGCCCUCGAGUUCUUGAGUCGUCCGAAGGUUGAGAGCGAGACCGGCAAUAACAGCAAGGGAGGCGAUGUUGGAACUGGCGGCAAGAAGCGGGGCAGGAAGAGGGCGAGCUCAAAACAGGAUUCUGCUGCUCAGGCGCCCCCUCUUGAGUCUGCGGACUCAAUGGAGUCAGCGCCACUGGCGUCAUUUGAGAUUGGGCACGGAGGAGGGUCAAUUGGUGGACCCGUGGUACCUCAGGAUACGGUUAAAUAUAUCGAGGACGAGGAUCUCGUGGUGGUGGAGGAGUCAUCUCUCGCUCCAGCUCCAACGGCCGAAACAACAUCUACCUCGACCCAGCAGCGCGACUCUCGCGACCGUUACAAAGCGAAACACCAUCGUCGUCAUCAUCGCCACCGUCACCGCCAUCACCGUCACCAUUCACGCAAGCAUCAUCAUCAUCAUCAUCAUCACAAACAUAAACACCAUCCCAAGCGUCCAGUUUGCACCCGAUCCCCAGUCGACCCGUGUCAAAGAGGCCCUCCUCCUGCGCUGAUGUCAGGAGGACGAAGAGAUAUCGGCACCGCCCUGUCACAGCCAGAAUUGCCGGACCAGGACGAGGAUGUUGCCGGCGAGAACGAUGGUUAUGGAUCCGAUGGCUCGACAGUCAUCAUAGUCGAAGUUGACGAGCAUGAGAGAAAAGAUGAUGAGGAAAAAGAGGAAGACGAGGGAAGGACAAUCGAAGGCAACGACAACAACAGAAUUGGAGAGGACGAGUACGGCGAUCGGACGGUGAUUCGGAUCAUUUCUGACGCCAGCCAUUGUCAGGAUAUCCUGUACGAGUCAAGCGAUCAUAAUUCUGCCAAACUAAGGGCGGAGCGGGAGCAUGUUCUGAGGACCUUUGUGAGGUGGAUCGAGAUUGACAAUCGGCGGGUGCAGAGAGCAUUGGAGCGGCGACAGCAGCAGUAG